Morus notabilis is the source of this 1357-nucleotide messenger RNA. Its product is annotated as putative disease resistance protein At4g10780. The record is from RefSeq and is a predicted model, not a curated record. Gene Ontology annotation, molecular function: ADP binding. Lineage: Eukaryota; Viridiplantae; Streptophyta; Magnoliopsida; Rosales; Moraceae. The coding region runs from base 39 to 1301 and encodes 420 amino acids. The transcript has a single exon.
UUCAUUAUCAUCACCACCACCAUUCAGACAAACCAACCAUGGAACCUCCGCUGUCGGGUGACAAAGACUCUCCCAAUUUUCGGGAUCAACUUCAGCAGGGCAAGGAGCCUAAAAGAAGGGCCACUUCCAAAAUCUUCCAAUGCACGCCCGGAGAAUUUAGUGCCUUUGUCCAGCACCUCACGGGCCCCACGAGCAGCGGCGAUAAAUCAUCGGCACCAAAUAUUGUGAUUACAAGGUCCUCGGAGAGAGAGAGAACAAGUACCACUGAAAUGGUUUUGAAGUGGUUAGAUGAUCCUACCAUCUCAAUCAUUGGCAUAUAUGGAAUGGAGGGAGUUGGUAAGACCACUUUGGCUACACACAUACAAGACCAACUUCGAAAUCAUGCGAAAUAUUUUGUUUCUUGGGUUACCGUAUCACAAAAUUUUGCCAUUCAUAAUUUGCAAGAUGACAUUGCGAGAACAGUAAACUUAGAUCUUUGGGACGAGGACGACAAGGAAAAAUGGAAAGAAAAACUCAAGAGGGCCUUGGAAGAAAAGAACAUUGUGCUCAUGUUGGAUAAUGUGUGGACAUACAUUCCUCUACAAGAUGUGGGAAUUCCUAAUGGAUGCAAGUUAGUAUUUAUGACCCGAAAUGUGGGCGUGUGUCACCGGAUGAAUUGCCAGGGAGAGAUUCUAAUGAAUCGCCUUUCUAACGAAGAAGGUUGGGAAUUAUUUAUGGAGAAUAUUGGUCCUGCCAUGGUGCUUCCUCCUUUAAUUGAACAAAUUGCAAUGGCUAUUGUAAAAGAGUGUUCGGGUUCGCCACUUGCAAUUGUUACAAUGGCCGCAAACAUGAAGGGAGUGGGUGACUUUGGUGAGUGGAGGUAUGCAUUGGAAAGAAUAAAGCAAAAGAAAGUACUGCAAAACGGCAUAACAAUUAGUGAAGAAUAUCGUGUAUUGAGAUAUUGUUAUGAGAAGUUUAAAGAUCCAAAUGUGCAACAAUGCUUAUUGUAUUGUGCAUUCUAUCCUGAAGAAUUUAAAAUCGAUCGAGAGAUGUUGAUAGAGAAUUUUGUCGAUGCGGGGUUGAUCGAUGGUAAGAACAGGGAAGAAGAGCUUAACAAUGGCCAUGCCGUUUUGGAUAAACUUGAAAAUGCUUUCUUAUUGGAAGGGGGAACAUGUAAAUAUGGUAAAAGGUAUGUGAAGAUGAGUAGCAUAAUAAAAGGCUUUAUCCUUAAUUUGCCUAGUAUCAGAUGGCCAUCCAACUUGCAAGAAGAGAAUUCUCGAGGAAAACAGCAGUCAGCUCGUGCAGAUGCCUAUAGCAGAUAGUCUAUCAACGAUUGUACUUGUAUUCAACCUUUUACACCAUUACUCUUCAUGUUAUU